AUGGUGUCCCCAAUGCCCCCGGCGCCGACGCCGCCCGGUGGCAGCAUGCCUUCAAAUGGUGAUCGCAGCAACAAUCUGCUGAAUCUGCUCAAAUUCAGCGGUGCUGGCGGUCAAGCUUCGCAAGCUGCCCAGGCUCGCCAGGAAGGCUACCAGCAGCACAAGCACCAGCAACAGUCGCCGCAGCCGCAGCAAUCGCAGCAGCAGCACUACCAGCAGUCGCCGCAUCACCAGCACCAGCAGUUGCAUCAAUCCCAGCAGUCGCAGCCUCAGCAGCACCACCAUCAUCACCAGCAGCAGCAGCAGCACCACCAACACAGCCACGAACCUUCCUCAACGAUGUCUUCGUCCGUUCCGACCCAGAUCAUCGCACCCGCCCGCGCCCCUGCCGAUCCUACCGGCCUGCUCGCCGCUCUGAUGAAAGGAGCACACGAUGGCGAGGAGUCGCGACAAGAGCCGCCCCAAAACGGCUCCUUCUCGACUUUCGGCGCAUCGUCGCCCCCCGACGAUACCCGCGCCUACCUGCUGAACCUACUGAACCGCCCGAAGCCCAGUCAGAACGACAUGCUUCUGGCCGAGUCAACUCGUUCCAAUGCCCCGCAGACCGGCGAGAACAUCCUCCAGAGGGUCCUGGCCGAAGCUGGUCAAGCUCCCAACGUUCACGUGCCCUCCAACUCGUUCGAGUAUGACCCCAGCGCCUAUGGUCAGCCCAGUGGCAACUACGGCACAUACUCGUUCCCUUCGACUCAGGAUUCGAACCUGCAUGUCGCCCAGCACCAACAGUAUGGCUACAAUGCCAACAGCAGCAACGGUCUCGAGGAGUCCCAGAUUACCUCGCCACACGACCGCACACCCAAGUCCGGUUCCAUCUCAGGUAUCGCCCCACCUCAGUCUGCUGGCCAGUCGCCUGCCGGUCCGGCUUUUCAGAUUCUCAAAAAGACCCACGACUCGCCGAGCUCUCAUCACUCCCAUCACGGUGGAGAAGCCAAGCGCAUCAACAACGAGCGCAGCCCUCUCGCCAGCCCUGAGCGUGUCCGCCACAGCAUUGAACACGGUUCCUCGCCCGCAGACAAGCUUGCCAACCCCACGCCUGGCUCGACCGCCUCGUACGUGAGCGCCGCCCCGUCUGCUGGCGAGAGGAACAAGGAGACGGUUUCCGAGGCAAUCCACGACAUUGCCCAGCAAGCCGACUACGAGGCUCAGCAAGCUCUCGCCCGCGCUGAGGAAGAGCAGUCGCGGCCGGAUUACAUGCAGGACCUCGAGGACAUGGACUCGGCGCGGACCCAGAGGGAGUUCGAGGAGAGCGCCCACCAUGCUGCCCAGGCCAUCAAGAAGGAGCUCGACCGCGAGGAAAAUAGGGAUAUCCUCGAAAAGGUUGUCUCCGCCGAGGUGGCCGAGGAGGUCCGCGAGAUAAUCGAGGAGGCUGCUGGUCAAGCCGUUGCCGACAGCUGGGAGAGCGCGGACCAAGAUGAGAUCGUGGUGAUUGAGGAGGAAACUCCCUCACCCGUCAAGGUCUUCAACUUUCCCAUGAAGCCUUGGAUCUCGAUUGCUCUGCAGGACGGCGCCACCGAGCCCCGCCCCCAGUUCCGCGAUGAGGCCAUCAUGGACAUCGCCCGUCUGAAGAAGGAGUUUGACCAGAUUGACCGCAACCUCUACACCGCCACCGAGAACUACAUGGCCUACGGUAUGUCCAAGGCCGGUGGUCUUCGCGUCAUCCGACAGGACGAUGGCAAGGAUGCCAAGAUCUUCACCGACACCAAGGACCGCAUCUUCAAUGUUGCCAUGUCUGUCACCCCCCCUGACCAUACCAGCACCCACCGCGAGGCCAUUAUCGGCACGGGCAUCAGCGGUACUGUUUACUGGGUCCAGAUCAAGAACGGCGAGAAGGAUCACAUUGAGGAUGCUCACCCGGAGCAGUACGGCUUCGCCCUGCCCCCCAUGGCUUCGCACGAAGGUGGUGACGCCCCCGGUGGUGUCCUCAAGACUCGCGCCCGCCCCUCGACGAUCCACCCAGAGUUCUUCGCUGUUGGCCGCGGCAAGUCCAUCAAUGUCAUUUGGCCCACAUUCAUCAUGAAACACAACCUGCUUAAGCCUGGUCACGACCGUGUCGUCGACACGGAGAAAUUGGCCAAGCAAUGUUCGUUGAAGAUCAACACCGGUAAGGCCGGCAAAGACUUCACCUUCAGUCAGGACGAUAGCGUGAUAGUGUCUCUUGACAAGUCUGGACGUGUCAAGUUCUGGGACGUCCGCGACCUUACCGCUGCCAAGGAGGACAGCGACCCCCGCGGGCCAACACCUGCCCACACCUCACUCGAGAUCAAGGAGCCUCUCAUGACCCUGACUAGCACUCCGGAGGGUGAAAAGGCCUGGCCCACGUCCGUUCUCCUUGUCGACAAGCUUCGCCCGUAUCAGAAGCGCUGUGCUCUGCGUUACAUGAUUAUUGGCAUGAAGCAGAACCACACUCUUCAGCUCUGGGAUCUUGCUCUCGGCAAGCCUGUCCAGGAGUUCAACCUCCCCCACAGCAAGGAGUCUGACGCCGUCUGCAGCGUCAUGUAUCACCCUCCGACCGGCAUGCUGAUUAUCGGCCACCCAACGCGCAACUCCAUCUACUUCGCGCAUCUGUCGGCUCCUAAGUACAACUUGAAGAGCGUAUCCCAGGUGGAGUACAUCCAGCGUUUGGUUGCCCAAGAUGCCACCAUUCCUCAACCUGACUCGACGGCUGUUAUUAGCGGUGUCCGUGAGUACUCGUUCGCGAACCGAGGAAUCCUGCGCAGUCUCGACAUCCUUGCCAACCCGGCCAUGGCCCAGGAGACUGACGAGCCCACUCUCUUCGAGCUAUAUGCCAUGCACUCCAAGGGCGUUGCUUGCCUUUUAAUCAAGCAGGCGGAGCUUGGAUGGACCAAAGACAACAAGGUUUUGUCCCCGGUCGAUGCCGUGGAUGCUGGUGUUGUUACCAUAUCGAAGUUGAAGCCUCCUGUCAGCCAACCUGUCGAGCCCAGCCACCAGCAUGCCGAUGCUGCUCAUCCCUCGUCCCGCAAUGUUGCCAAGGAUUCACUGCUCCAGACCACUCCUUCGCAAGACGAAAACAUGCCUCGCCGUGGCCCCGAGUCUGUCACUCCGGUCAAGAUCGCCAAAGCGGAGUCGAAGGACGAGGAGACACCCAUUCCUGCCCCCGCCCCUGCUAAGGAAGAGAAGCAGGAGCGCAAAAGCCGCAAGAAGAAGGCAGCUGCCGCCGCCGCCGCCGCUGCCGCCGCCGCUGGCAACGACGCUCAAACCAACGGUUCCCCUCGUGUAAACCCUUCCAACAACAACUCCAAGGACGCGGGCAAGUCUUCUGCCAACAACUCCAACUCGAUUACCCAGGAUUCUGUCGAGGCCGCAAUUAGCAGUAUGGAGACUCGGUUGCAGAACGGGUUCAACAGUUUGCUCAAUUCGUCCUUUAAGACGCUUCACGGCCGCAUUGACGAUGGUCUGCGCGCUCGCGAGGCCGACUUCGACGAACGCCAGCUUAAGCUCUUGAACAUGGUAUCGGAAGUCCUCAACGAGAACACACAGAAGGUGCUCGAGGCGCUCAUCCAGGAGCAGUUUAGCAAUGCCGUCAUCCCCACAAUUGCCAGUGUUGCGGGCAAGGCCGUCUCUGACCAGUUUACCAAGAGCAUGAACGCCCAGGUCUCGCAGUCCGUUCAGAAGGAGAUUCACAAGGCCCUCCCUUCUGCCACUCAGCAUGCGCUGCAGAACGGGGACUUUGUCAAGGCCAUCUCGGACAGAGUAGGGGCCACUGUCUCAGCCAACGUCCAACAAGAGGUUGUCAACACCUUGACCUCCCGCCUGGGUCCUUCGUUCACCAACAUGGCGGCCCAGGCCUGCCAGCGGGUUGCCGGUGAGCUGCAAAAGCAGCACCGCGGCGAGAUGGAGGCCCUCAAUGCUCAGCGUCUUGCCGAGAGCAACAAGGUUGACCAGCUGUCUGCUAUAGUGACUCGUCUUACUGGCACGAUCUCGAGCAUGGCCGCGGCGCAGGAGCAGUUCCAGAACGAGUUCCUCAAGUUUCAACAGCAAAUGAUCCGCGUCCAGGCACAGGCUCAGCAGCAGCAUCCUCAACAGUUGUCACACCACCAUGCGACCCCUUCCUACAACGCUCCUUCUGUUGUUAGCCAGGUUCCCAGCCAGGUUCCGAGCCAGCUCCCCAGCCAGUCUUACAGCAACGUCCAGAGCCCCGAUCGUGCUUCGCAACACUCGAUGAGCUACGGCCACUCGCAGGCCCUGACGGUUGCUAAGCCUAACACCAACGAACAUGACGCUGACUUGCAGGCCCGCAUUGCCGUUAUCAACCAGUCAAUGAGGGAGGGCCGUGCCGAAGAGGCCGUCGUCCGUUGGAUGCAGUCUGGACGUGAACAGGAAGUUUUUGAAAAGUACAUGUCGAAGUACAGCCCCGAGUUUGUUCGCAACCUGCCUCACCUCGUUCUCCUGACGGUGACUGCAACUGUCAGCUUGAACCUGGAAUCUCACACUCGGGAAAGGAUCGCGUGGCUUGAGAUGGUUGUGCACAGCCUCCAGGUCUCUCUCGGCAACAUGGAUGAGGAUGCUCGCGCGGUUACGCCAAAGAUUAUGGGUAUGCUGGUUGCCCGUGUUGAGGGGCUCUUCGUCCGCAUUAGCAGCACGUCGGGUAAUGACCCGGUCCUGAAGAAUCUCUCGCAGAUCAUCGUCAAUGCAAAGCGCGUCAUCGACGCUUGCCAAGACGAGCAGCAAUACGCUUGA
This is a messenger RNA of Colletotrichum navitas, 4752 nucleotides long. RefSeq lists its product as uncharacterized. NCBI's taxonomy places the organism in Eukaryota, Fungi, Ascomycota, Sordariomycetes, Glomerellales, Glomerellaceae. Gene Ontology annotation, cellular component: P-body. The record is from RefSeq and is a predicted model, not a curated record. Gene Ontology annotation, molecular function: protein binding. Gene Ontology annotation, biological process: deadenylation-independent decapping of nuclear-transcribed mRNA. Bases 1 to 4752 code for a protein of 1583 amino acids. The transcript is spliced from 2 exons.